Symbiodinium pilosum is the source of this 628-nucleotide messenger RNA. The record is from the annotation of a GenBank genome assembly. NCBI's taxonomy places the organism in Eukaryota, Dinophyceae, Suessiales, Symbiodiniaceae.
AUGUCUUUGGCUCUGGGCGGCCUGCCAAGCGUGCUGCCAGCGGACAAGCUGGCGGAACUCAAGGAGACCGCGGGGAAGCUCUGCGCGCCAGGCAAAGGUUUCCUGGCCGCCGAUGAAAGCGCCGGGCCCUGGCUCAGGGCACGACACGUAGAAGCGGCAAAGAUCCCAGAUGUGGCCGAGAACAGAGCAGAGUAUCGGUCUAUGUGCUUCGCAACUCCGGGCUUGAGCGAGCACAUCGGCGGAGUGAUCCUCCACUGGGAGACGCUGUUUCAACGAGAUGCGCAGGGCAAAGCCAUAGUGGACAUCAUCAAGGACAAUGGCAUGAUCCCUGGUAUCAAGGUGGACAAGGGCUACAACAAGAAGGGCAUCUGGGGAACUCCGGUGGGCCCUUUGGGACACCCGGAGGUGGCCACUGUGGGCUUGGAUGACCUACAGCAAAGAUGCCACCAGGCCUAUGAGCAGGGCGCCCGCUUUGCCAAGUGGCGCAACGUGCUGCAGUUGGACCCGGCGAAGCAAAUGCCCACAGAGCUAGCGAUCGCAGAUUGUGCGCAUACCUUGGCGCGCUAUGCCUCGAUCUCUCAGAGCGAAGGCUUGGUGCCCAUUGUGGAGCCGGAAAUCGUUCCCAAUG